UCCACUAGCUGCUUGCUGCUGGGCUGUCGGACUCCGGGCUAUUUCAGCCCCCGCUUUGCGGACACCCUGGACUGGGGAGCAGCGAGGGGGGCCCUUACUCUAGAACGGGUUGCACAAAUCCCUACCGCGGUCUGCUUCCUAGCUCUUCUGUCCUAGGUGAGACCCUCGUGUUAGAUUUCUGGAAAUGGAGAUAAAUCAAGAGGCAAAUGGUUAAGACCGCAUGUAUGGGUUCAGGAAAAGAAACCUCUAAUUCUUAUUUAGAAUCCAUUCCUGUUGCUGGCAUGUGUUUUAAUUCUAUUCACUUGCACGUUCAUACCAUGGGAUGCUUUGCCGUGUCCUCUAAUUGUGCUGUUCUGGUCUCAUCUUUCCUUCCUGAAAACAAAGAUGAAGAGAAAGAGUACAAGUGGCAAGAAAUAGGGUGGGUUCGUGAGCUGUGCAUGAUUUUUUUUUUUUUUCAGAUUAAGAUGUAAAACUUUUAUAAGUCAUUGAUUUUAUGGGGGAAAAUCCCUAGAUUUUUCUUUAUAGAAUCUUAAAAUCCUCCUCAACUUGCAGCAUUGGAGCUGGAGGAAUGGAUGCGCUACAGGCGACCAUUCCAAGCUCUUGCUUUCCAAGCCCAUUCGGGAUCUUGCUAACAGUCCGAAUUUACCCUGCGAGUCUGUCAACUGACCUAAAGACUUGAAAACAGGAACCACCUUGCGGUUUAAUUGUGAAAAUUAACAUUUUACUCUAGCCGGCUGAACACUUAUGUGGUAAUAAAAAAUGAAUUGUUAGCCUUAUAAAUCUUGAGCUUGUCAAAUUUUACAACAGAUGAGCAAUAAAGCACCUUAGAAAAAAAUGUUUUCCCUCUAAAGAACAGUUGCAUUUCGAUACCAGAAUUUGCAGUGACUCAAGGACGCCCUCUAUUGAUAAAAUAAUUUAGAGCACUGUGUGUUUAAGAAACAGGAUACAGAGGUGGGGGAGAAGUGGCAGGGGGAGAAAUCAGAGAAAGUAAUGACAGCGAAAAGACCCCAUCUAAACUGAAUUUGAUCCUUAACUUUUGGUUAUGUGUUUGAAGUAUAAUCAAUAAAGUGGCAUGCUUCUUUCAUAGGGGUCGAAUUAAAUCUUGGGUUAAGGAAAAAGAAACAUCUUACUGUUAGUCUUUGUUAGCAAAAUACUUUGACUCAGAGUUGGUUACUUUUAAAAGAUGUUUACCAGUAUUUCACUAACUUUAGUUCAUUGAUUUAUGUAGCCAUUUCAAGAGAGUAAAUUUUUGGUCUCAUAGUAUUUACUCCACAAUACUAUCUAAAAAUCGUAUCAGAUAACUCCGCCUGCAAAAAGUCCUUUCUCCAGGCAACUCUGAAGCUAUUAUUAAGCAUAUUAUGGAUAUACACAAGGUUUGGAUUAUAUCUUGGGCAGGGAAAGGUGUGUUUACCACUUGAGUCAUCAUAGUAUGUAAUAGAUGAGUAAUGAAAAGUUACAGUAAAAAUAGAUAGGCAUCCUUCAUUAGGGACCUAGUGGUUUGUACAGUUCAUGAUGUGUCUGAUGAGUAAGCUGGAGUGAUCGAAGGUUUGCCCUCAAUUACCCUAGUCCAUUGAUUAGCACAUUGUAACGUGUGGAGUAUUAACGUGUCCGCGGUUGAUACGAAAUUACUAAUUAGAGAUUAUGAGUAGUGAACGGGUACAGCUGCAAACUGCAGUUUGGCUAUAAGUGAAUUUAAAAUGGCAGCCCUGAGCCCCUUGGAGGAAUGGCAAAGGCAAGAGUAGUCGAAGUAGCUCCUAGCCUUUGAAGCCAUUCUUGAGAUUAGAUACCACUUCACACCUACUGAUAACAAAUUGUAACCUAUCAUCAACCUCACAGCAUGCUUUCCUAUAACAACACUUGGCAACCUCUUUUCUGGCACACAAUUGGGUUUUUUCCCCUCAUCUUUGGAUCCAUCCAAGUGACAAAAGUAGAAAGUGACCUGCCAUUGAAUUAAUAUACUAAUAGACUACGAAAUUUUGUGGAAAAGCCACCGAGCAACAAGAAAUGAUGGCAUAAUUACUCUACACUGCUUUAAAAACUCACUAUCCCCAUUAAUCUAAUUACAUUGUAACCGAACACGUUGAAGUUCGCCCACUCUCAGACUCCUCCCCGCUGCUUUCAGGAAGGGAAAUGUCAGAGGAACAAUAAUGCCAGAGCCUCUAACAGCUGCCAGCCAAUUCCGCCGGGAGCUGGUGGGUAGCUUCCCAGCCCAUCGGAUCUGUUCCGGACCGCAGGUCACAUUCGGACUUCCAACGCCGCUGGGUGCUAGCUUUACCAAACGUCCGGAAAAGGCUCGGAACGCGGUUCCGCAGAUGUGAUUGGCUGCGAAGGGACCUGCCGCACGGCGUUCGGAGGAAGAAGAGGAAGCGAGGUGCGUCCCACGGUCCAUGCCGCAGCCACAGCCACGAACCCGACACGGCGCCCGCGCCGCCGCCCUCGCCGGAGCCCACGAGACCUGCAUGGACGGGCAUGGGCUUGAGAGCAGCACCUUCCUGCGCCGCUGCCGCCGCCUCCGCUGCUGCCGCCGGGGCUGAGCAGCGCCGCCGCCCCCAGCUCUGCCCGCCGCCCCUGGCGUUGCUGCUGUUGCUGCUGCUCAGCCUCGGGCUGCUCCACGCAGGUGACUGCCAGCAGCCGGCCCAGUGUCGAAUCCAGAAGUGCACCACGGACUUUGUGUCUCUGACUUCACACCUGAACUCUGCCGUCGACGGCUUUGACUCGGAGUUUUGCAAGGCCCUGCGCGCUUAUGCUGGCUGCACCCAGCGGACUUCGAAAGCCUGCCGCGGGAACCUGGUGUACCAUUCUGCUGUGUUGGGGAUCAGUGACCUCAUGAGCCAGAGGAACUGUUCUAAGGAUGGACCCACAUCCUCGACCAACCCUGAAGUGACCCACGACCCUUGUAACUAUCACAGCCACGCAGGAGCCAGAGAACACAGGGGCGGGGAUCUGAACCCUCCCAGUUACCUUUUUUGUGGCUUGUUCGGAGAUCCUCACCUGAGAACUUUCAAGGAUCACUUUCAGACGUGCAAAGUGGAAGGAGCCUGGCCGCUCAUAGAUAAUAACUAUCUUUCGGUUCAAGUGACGAAUGUGCCUGUGGUCCCUGGAUCCAGUGCUACCGCUACAAAUAAGAUAACCAUCAUCUUCAAAGCUCACCGGGAGUGUACAGAGCAGAAAGUGUACCAAGCUGUGACCGAUGACCUGCCGGCGGCCUUUGUGGAUGGCAGCACCAGCGGCGGGGCUGGCGACCCCAGGAGCCUGCUGAUCGUGGAGAGGGAGAGUGGCCGCUCCGUGGAGAUGCACGCCCGCUACAUCGGGACCACGGUGUUCGUGCGGCAGCUGGGCCGCUACCUGACGCUCGCCAUCCGCAUGCCCGAGGCCCUGGCCAUGUCCUACGAGGAAAGCCAGGACCUGCAGCUGUGUGUCAACGGCUGCCCCCUGAGCGAGCGCAUCGAUGACGGGCAGGGCCAGGUGUCUGCCAUCCUGGGGCCCAGCGCGCCUCGCACGGCUCUGGCACCGGCCUGGCCGGGCUACACCCUGGAGGCUGCCAGUGCUCAGUGCCACGAGAGGAUGCCCGUGAAGGACAUCUACUUCCAGUCCUGCGUCUUCGACCUGCUCACCACUGGGGACACCAACUUCACGGCCGCUGCGCACAGUGCCUUGGGGGACGUGGAGGCUCUGCACCCGCGCCGCGAGCGCUGGCACAUUUUCCCCAGCGGCAGCCAGGGGGCGCCCCACGGAGGCGGCCCCGGGGCUGUCACUCUCGGACUCCCAUGCUUGAUCCUCAUUGUGUUUUUGUAGGGGCGUCUUGUGUUUUUUUAUUUCUUGUCUAUAACAGAAUUUUAAAAUAUAUAUUGUCAUAAUAUAUUGAGUAAGAGUAUAUAUAUAUAUAUAUAUGUAUAUACCAUGUAUAUGACAGGGUGUGUGUCCGGGGGCCCCCACCAGAGUGUACAUAUUGUGUUCGACUGUCUUCGUGGAUGUUGGAUGUAGUGUUCUUUGAUUGUAUUGAUUUUGUUUUGCCGUUUUGUGAAAUAUUUUAUAACGUCCCUGCCUGGGGACCUGUUAGAAAGCACUUUAUUUUUUAUAUAUUAAAUAUUUAUGUGUGUA
Mirounga angustirostris (Northern elephant seal) is the source of this 4101-nucleotide messenger RNA. It is a transcript of the gene RGMB, whose product is annotated as repulsive guidance molecule BMP co-receptor b. Gene Ontology annotation, cellular component: plasma membrane. The record is from RefSeq and is a predicted model, not a curated record. The transcript is spliced from 4 exons. Gene Ontology annotation, molecular function: coreceptor activity. Gene Ontology annotation, biological process: BMP signaling pathway. Bases 2470 to 3795 code for a protein of 441 amino acids. NCBI's taxonomy places the organism in Eukaryota, Metazoa, Chordata, Mammalia, Carnivora, Phocidae.